Molecule: messenger RNA, 6817 nt
Organism: Corvus hawaiiensis (hawaiian crow)
Lineage: Eukaryota; Metazoa; Chordata; Aves; Passeriformes; Corvidae
Gene: FER1L5
Product: fer-1 like family member 5
Biological process (GO): macrophage activation involved in immune response; negative regulation of phagocytosis; T-tubule organization
Cellular component (GO): membrane; cytoplasmic vesicle; T-tubule
Molecular function (GO): calcium-dependent phospholipid binding; calcium ion binding
Source: RefSeq, a predicted model, not a curated record
CGCGCUCCCGCGGCACCGCCGAGUGUCCCCGUGGGAAGGGACCCGCGGGGAUCGGGGAAUGUCCCCGGGGCGAAGGGACACUCGAGGCUCAUCCAGCCCCGCACACCCCCGUGGGCGCUCCCGCAGGGUCACGGAGCGUCCCGCGGGGGGACACGGGGACGUUACCGGGUGGCAGAGCCGCCCGCGCCGCCGGCCGCCGUUGGCGCGCUGGGGCACGGGGCUGGGGCACGGGAACCCAACCGCCGUGCUGCUCGCCAGAGGGCUGAUGGCACCUGGGGCUGGCGCAGUGGUGGCAGCCCCGUGGUGAGAAACCUGCGGCAGGUGACAGCGCCUCGGGGGUGGCACCUUGGUGGCACCCCCUUGGUGACAAACCUGCAGCCAUCACCGGUGACAGCACCUCGGGGUGGCCCAUUGGUGGCACUCCUUGGUGACAGCACCUCGGGGUUGGCACCUUGGUGGCAGCCCUCGGUGGCAGCUCUGUCCUCGGUGCCAGCGCUCCGUGGCCAUGUUGCGGUGCCAUGUGGUCGCCGUCCACAUUCCCGGGGCCUCUGGCUUCGGUCCCGGUGUCCUGCUGUCCGUCUGCUUCCGAGGCACCUCCAGGAGAACCCAGGUGGUGCCCGAGGAGCGCAGCCUCGCCUGGAAUGAGGAGCUGGUGUGGCCGCUGGACACGUGUCCCCUGAAUGCCACGGACACGCUGAGCCUGCGCCUGCGGCGCUGGGACCGCCCGGUGCCCCAGGGGGACCUGGGUGCCACCACGGUGUCCCUGGACGAGUUGGUGGCCAACCCCAGCCUGCCGAUGGCCCUCAGGGACAUCCCACUGCUGGACCACCGGGAGCGGCGCACGGGGUGCACCGUCACCUUCCGCUGCUCCUACGACCCUCACGGCGCGGCCGGGGACCUCGGUGACACCGCGCUCGGACAGGUGGCACUGGAGCCACCCCGCUGCUCCGGGACGGGCCCUGCGGACAGGAAAGAGGAUUUCCAGGUCCGGGUGAGGGUCAUCAAGGGCCGCCAGCUGCGGGGCAAGGACAUCAAACCCGUGGUGAAGGUCCUCAUCGGGAAGCAGAACUUCCGCACCCGCAGCCGCAGCGGGAACAACCCCUACUUCAAUGAGGUGUUUUGCCAGAAUUUCCACCAGACGCCUGAGCAGCUGGUGGCACAGCCCAUCCGGAUCCAGGUGCUGCGUUCACCAAACAUCUGCACCAAAUCUGUCAUCGGCGUCUUCGAGCUCGAUGUCGGCACCGUCUACUCUGCCCCAGGGCGCAGCCUGAGCGGGAAGUGGCUGAGCCUGCGGCACCCGCGGCACCGCGACGGCCGCUCGCAGGGCUUCUUGCAGCUCAGCCUGGCCGUGCGCCGCGCCGGCGAGCGCGCCCAGGUGAGCCCCCCGCCCUCCCCCGCACCCAAAAACCCUCCCGGGGGGGUCCCCACUGUGUCACCGCCUCCCCACCAAGGGGCAGGAGAUGCCGGCGGGGGACGAGGACGUGGCGGCCAACCUGCUGCGGCCCCCGGCCGGCGGCACCACGCUGCUGCUCCGCGUGUUCCGCGCCGAGGACCUGCCGCGGGCGGAGCCACCGCGGCCGUGCUGGGCGGCACCAAGGGCUCGCUGAAGGUGUCGGUGCGGGUCAGCUUUGGGGGCAGAACGCUCUGCACCCGCGGGGUGCCCCCUGAUGCCAACCCCGAGUGGAACGAGGUUUUCUUCUUCCCCUUGCGGCUGCCGCCCAUCUGUGACGAGAUCCAGCUGGAAAUCCUCCGGGGGUCGUGCCGCAGCAAAGUCCUGGGCAGGGCCACCCUCAGCCUGUCCCAGCUCUACCGGGACCGUGACGAGCUCGAGGAGGGGACCCCCAGUUUCUUCCCCUCCUUCGGACCCAGCUUCCUGCCCUUCUACGGACCCCGGCCCGACGCUCCCAGGGACGCCGGGCUGGUUUAUCGGGGCCGGGUGCUCCUGGAGAUCUGCACCCACCUGGGGAACCCGCCCGGCCGCCAGCGCGACACUCACCGGCCUGGACGCGGAGCGGGCGCAGGUGGGACACGGGGACACGGGGGGCACGGUGCCACCGCCGCGCCCCAGGGCCCAGCUGAGCGUUUGUGGGGUUCGUCCUCGCAGCAGAGCCGCCUGCCCCGCUGCCAGCUGGGGCUCUGUGGGGUUUUCUACGCGGCCACCAUGGUGCCAGGCGGCCCCGAGCCCCUGCGCCUCGAGCUGGGCAUCGGCAGCGCCGCGGCCGUCACCGAGCCGGGGCUGCCCGCGUUCGACGGGAACCUCUACCACCACCUGCCGUGGCUCGGGGACAAACCGGUGGCCGCUGUCACCUCGCUCUGGGAGGACGCCGGGCACCGCUGGGACAGCCUGAACCUGCUGCGAGCCCUGUGCCGGCGCCUGGAGCAGAACCUGGCGCGGCUGCGGCGCUGCCGCGGGGACGCCGCGAGGGCCGUCGGGGCGCGGCUGCUGCGGGAGCUGGCGCGGGACUGCGCGGAGGCCCUGGCCUGCCUGGAGGCCCAGCCCACCCUGACAGCUCUGGACCAGCAGCUGCGCAGCUCCCGCCGGCUCCUCCUGCGGCACCUCGGGCACGUGGCCCGCCAGGAUCCCGAAAAAACGCCGGAAUUCCGCUGGGACACGCUGGGAACGGCGGCCGAGGGGUGGCUGCGACGCGCGGCCGCCGUGGCCGUGGAGCCCCAGGCCGGUGUCCCGGACGUGCAGCUGUGGCUGCUGCAGGGCCAGCGCCGGGUGGGCUCCGCGCGUGUCCCGGCCACCGAUGUCCUUCACUCGCCACGCGGCCCCGGCGCCUGCGGCCGCCUCUGCGGGAGGAUCCACACCCUGUUCCUGGGCUGCGGGGACAUCCACGCGCAGGUGCGGGUCCGGCUGUGGCUGGGACGGGUGGCCGAGAGCGGGGACCUGCCCCGGCUCCUCGAGGGGACCCUGCGCUUCUACACCGAGACGUACGAGAACCAGACGAGGCUGCUGGGGAAAUGGGGGCCCCGGAAGCUUUUGGGGCGCCCGGCGUUCUCGGACAGCUCCGGCCGAGCGGGGCCCCCCCCGGACGAGAUCCGGCCCCCCAAGGGCUGGCGCUGGGAUGGUCCCUGGAGCGUGGAGCGGCCGCGGCGGGUGCUGCCGCGCAGGGACGCCGAGGUGAGCGCGGUGCUGGAGGAGCUGUACGAGAACCAGAGCCGCGAUUCCAGCGGGAACUGGAGCCCCUCCGGCACGGGCAGCACGGACGCCAAGGGAGUGGCGGUGCCACCGAAGGAGGAGGUGGCGUGUCCCCAGGGCUGGCGCGUCACCAGCGACUGGCACGUGGACACGGCGGGGACCGUGGAUGAGGACGGUUGGGAGUACGGGGUGGGCACGGAGGACGGCAGCCCCCCGGCAGCGUGGCACGGCAGGGGACAGCCCUGCCACACCGUGCGGCGCCGGCGCUGGGUCCGGCUCCGCCACAGGGACACGGACAGCUGGACACGGGAGCAGGACACGGACACCCUCAGCCCCCUGGAGACAGACGGCCACUGUCCCCAUGUGACGCUGUCCCCGUGCCGUGUCCCACAGCAGGACCCGGAGGAGCUGUGGGAGGACGAGGCCUGGCAGCCCGAGUGCUUUUGGGGCUGCGCCUUCCAGCCCAAGGUCCCGGCGGGUCCCCGGUGCCGCCGGCGCCGCUGGCAGCGCAGCCUGGUCCCCGCGGAGCCCACACCGGUGGCACCGCUGUUCCUGCUCCGGGGAACCCCGGACACCGAGGACCUGGCCCAGGACAAUCCAGCUGUGGUCCCGCAGCUGCCGGAGAGCUCCUCCCUGACCCCCCUUCAGCAGCCCCCUCUCUUCAUCCUCUGCAGCUUCCAACGGCCCGGCCGCUUCCAGCUCCGCUGUUACAUCUUCCAGGCGCUGGAUCUGGCGCCCGGCAGCGCCAGGACCUCCAUAGAUGCCACCGCCCACGCGUCGUUCGUGUCCCUGAGCCAGCGCACCAGGACGGUGCGGGGGGCCCUGGACCCGCUGUGGGAGCAGACGCUGCUGUUCCCCCGGGUGCUGCUGUUCGGGGACCCCCGCGGGGUCCGGGAUGACCCCCCGGCCGUGGUGGUGGAGGUGUGUGACCAGCGGGGACAGGGUGCCGGUGUUUUCCUGGGGAGGUGCGUGGCCAUCCCGCAGGUGUGGCUGGAUCUGGACCACCGGGAGCCCCCCCGGCUCCAGCCUCACCCCCUGCAGGGGCCGCGGGGUCCGGCCGGGGAGCUGCUGGCGGCCUUCGAGCUCCUGCACGAGCCCGAGGACGGGUCCCUGGCUGCGCUCAGCCCCCCACCACUGAGGAAGGACGAGUUCGGCAUCCCCCGGGAGCUGCGGCCACGCCUGCAGAGGGUGGCACUGGAGGUGCUGGCCUGGGGGCUGCGGGGGCUGCGCGGGGCCGUGCGGGAGCCCCGGCUGGAGCUGCAGUGGGGGGAGCAGACCCUCUGGACGCCCCCGAUCGAGGACAUCGCCGCCAACCCCAACUUCCCCAGCAACGCCUUCGUGCUGACCCUGGUGAGUGGGGGAGGGCUGGGGAGGGACCCCAACCCGCGGGUGGCACCGCGGCUGAGCCGGGCGCGUCCGCAGGCGCUGCCCGAGGAGGAGCGGCUCCUGCCGCCCAUCCGGCUGCGCCUGUGGGACAGGGCGGACACGGAGCGCCGGCUGCUGCUGGGACAGGCCAGCGUCAGGGGCCUGGGCCGGUACCGCUGCCCCCCGCCCCGCCAGGAGCAGCUGCUGGGCUCCGGCAAUCCCGGGAAUGGCUCUUACACCGCUGUGUCCGUGCCAGACGAGCUCCUUUCCCUGCCCGUCACCUCCAGCCGCUGGAGACGUGGGUGUUUCCUUUUCCUCGCCACGGCCCCAGCCAGGAUGGCUCAGGUCCUGCUCAGCUGCCUCAGAAACAACAGGGCCACGGACCAGGACGAGGAGGAAGAGGAGGAGGAGGAGAGGGACUGGUGGAGCAAAUUCUACGCGUCCGUGGAGGACAAGGACGCCCGAUCUCCGCGGGGAAAAAACGGGGACAGGCUGAAGAUCUACGGCUGCGAGCUGGAGGCGGUGCCCGAGUUCGAGGGGCUGCAGGAUUUCUGCCAAACCUUCCCCCUUUACAAACCGGGCCGUCCCCCCCUGCCCGGGCAGCACCCCGAGCCCGUGGGCAGCUUCAAGGGGCUUUUCCGCAUCUACCCCGUGCCCGAGGAGCCCGGGGUGUCCCCCCCGGCCCGCUGCUUCCAGCGGCUGCCGCCCAGCAAACCGCAGGAGUGCCUGGUGCGGGUCUACAUCGUGCGGGCCUUCGACCUGUCCCCUCGCGAUGUCACCGGGCUGAGCGAUCCCUACGUGCGGGUGGCUCUGGGCAAGAAGACGCUGGGAGAGCGGGACCGGUACGUGCCCAACACCCUGGAGCCCGUUUUUGGCAGGAUGUUCGAGCUGACGGCCACCAUCCCUCUGGAGAAGGACCUGCGGGUGACCAUCAUGGACCACGACAAGGUGCCCCCGGACCAGGAGAUCGGGAGCACCACCAUCGACCUGGAGAACCGGCUGCUGUCGCACUUCCGCGCCCACUGCGGGCUGCCCGCCCUGUACCACACCGCGGGCCCCGCGUGCUGGCGGGACCAGCUGUGCCCCAGCCGGACCCUGGAGCUCCUCGCCGGCCUCCGGGGGCUGCCCGCGCCCCUCUUCAACCCCCAGGGCACCGUGGUGACCCUCGACGGGCAGAGCUUCGAGCUCGGACAUUUCGAGAGUGGCCCCCCCGUGUCCCGCCACCCCGGCGAGCCCCGGGAGCGCCUGGCCCUGCACGUGCUGAACCUGUGCGAGCUCGUUCCCGAGCACCUGGAGACCCGCAGCCUCCAGAGCAGCGCCCAGCCCGGCCUCGAGCAGGGCAAGGUGCAGAUGUGGGUGGAUAUCUUCCCCACCAGCCUCGGCCCCCCCGGGCCCCCCGUCAACAUCGACCCCCGCAAGGCCGAGGGGUACGAGCUGCGCUGCGUGGUCUGGAACGUGCGGGACACGGAGCUGGCGGACACCAACCUGCUGGGACAGCGCAUGAGCGACAUCUACGUGUCCGGGUGGCUGGACGGGCUGCCCGAGCAGCGGCAGCAGACCGACAUCCACUAUCGCUCCCGGGACGGGCGCGGGGCCUUCAACUGGCGCUUCGUGUUCCCCUUCGAGUUCCUGGCGGCCGAGAAGCUCUGCGCCAUCCGCCACAAGGAGCACGUGUGGAGCUCGGAUGAGACGCUGCUGAAGGUGCCGCCCAAGCUCAUCCUCCAGGUGUGGGACAACGACAAGUUCAAGGCGGACGAUCUGCUGGGGAUCCUGGAGCUGGAGCUCACCCGGCUGCCCCGGCCGGCCCCCACCGCCCGCCUGUGCCGGGCCGGGCCCCAGGACCUGCCCUGGUGCUCCUGGCCCCGGUGCCGGGCCCCGGUGCCGGCGCGCUCCCCGCUGAACCUGUUCCGCAGGAGGCGGGCGCGGGGCUGGUGGCCCUGCACGAUGCACGAGGACAGCGGCCAGCGGCUCUCUGGGAAGCUGGAGCUCACCCUGGAGCUGCUGAGGGCGCAGGAGGCCGAGGAGCGGCCGGUGGGGAAGGGUCGGGAAGAGCCAAACAAACACCCGACGCUGCCGGAGCCCAAGCGCCCCAAGUCCUCGUUCCUGUGGCUGCAGUCGCCGCUGAGCCUCGUUCGCCACGGGGUGCGCUGGCGCUGGUUCCUCUGGGCCGGCCUGGGGCUGGCGGCCUUUCUGCUGCUCCUCCUGCUCCGCUCCUUCUUCCCGGGCUCGCUCACGGUGAAGGUGGCUGACCCGCGGCAGCUCCUGCAUCCCUCCGAGCCUCUCCCGGGCGGGAUGGGGACGAAACCCUGA